Messenger RNA from Phanerochaete carnosa HHB-10118-sp, 1770 nucleotides. RefSeq lists its product as uncharacterized. The record is from RefSeq and is a predicted model, not a curated record. The coding region runs from base 186 to 1685 and encodes 499 amino acids. NCBI's taxonomy places the organism in Eukaryota, Fungi, Basidiomycota, Agaricomycetes, Polyporales, Phanerochaetaceae. The transcript is spliced from 6 exons.
UUGUCCUUCCUUCCUUCUCAGAUUUGUGCUGGUUCGUUGAGCGGCCGCUUCUUUGCCUCAUUCUCGACCAGGUGUCAGUUACUGCUCUACAUUCUUUCAGUACCGUUCCCUGUUAUCAUUUCCUCGGGAGCCAGGAUCUCCUUUCCUUUCGAUCAUCUGACUUUUACCUACCGAGACCUAUCGAGAUGUUCUCUAAGUCGCAGUUGACCCUCGUUGCUUUGAGCUUGCUCUCGCUCUCCGACAUAUCUUACGGCCGGAUGCAGUGGCUGGAGAGGGAUGGACGUGCCCUUGAACUCUACCCUCGUCGAUACGGCCAAGCACACCCAACCGUUCUCGACCAGCUUGCCUCUGCCUGCUCUGGACAGGUUUGCAGCACCCUCGCUGCACAGGCCGUCACUCCUCUGCUCGCUUCGCAGCCCGAGUGCAGCCAGCAAGAUAUGGCCGACGCCAUUAUCGAUGCUGCCCAGCAAUUCGAUGCUAAUACCAAAGCAAACAUGAUCGCCUUGGCGCAGCAAUACCGGCAAGUGGAGAAGAACACUCCUCCUGACCUCUCCACAAACCCGCCAACCAACCAGAAUUCUGUCUUCUGUCAGACAGCGCCCAAGAAUGCCGAGUUGAACGGCUUGGUGCAGGCUCAGGACCCUGCCAACAGCCCCAAUGUCUUCUUUGACCCUGGUCUUAACCAAUCCGUUGCCAAGGGUUCUCAGCCAAACACGUUCCCCUUCGGCACUGCAGGUUCUUCAAACUCUACCUCUGUGUCCUCGUCCACGGUCGCAUCUGCUGCUUCGUCUUCCGCGGGAAACUUAGUUGUUCAAGUUGCUAGAAGCAUUUCUGCCGAUCCCUGCGCUGUCACUGUCACUGUCACUGCUGAUGGCUCUGCAUCCGCCGCUGCUACCGACGCCGCUUCUGCCACCUUAUCUUCAUCUGCAGCGGCUGCCACAUCGACCGCCUCAGCUGCCAGCAUCGGUAACUUCGGGAGCUGCACGAUCCCCGAGAUUACGUUUGGCGUAGGAUUCGACAACAGGAAGGAAACUAGCUUCGAACCUACAAACCAGGCUGAUUACAACCAUGGCUCUGCGGACAACAUCGACAUCAUCACCCAGUUCAUGUGCGACAAUCUCGUAAACACCUGCGGUGCCGACGCUACUGCCCAGGCCACUUGUGCAACGGCCAAGGCCGCCGCCGACACCGAGCCUGCACCUACCGGUGCACAGGCUGACGCCUUCAACGCUGUCUUCGGCAUCACGACGAACUUUGCUGCGAUAACCGCCCUCAAUGACCAGGGCCAGCCCAUUGCGGGCACUGGUUCCGCCGCUGCCAGUUCUGCUCCGGCAGCUGCCUCAGCUUCCGCCGCCGCUAGUGCGGCCACAACGUCUGUUGCCGCUGCGGCCACGGCAUCUGCCGCCCCCGCCAGCGCGUCCAGCGCCAGUGCUACGUCGUCCGGCCAGAACCUCCAGACUUUCACCGGCGCCCUUGGCGGCGUCUCUGCGCCAGCUGUGACCGCGGCCGGCAGCCAGUUCCAGGUCGAGGGCAACUCGCUCUUCAACGACCUUCCCUCCGCGCUUGACCGCUCGUGCAGCGUGCAGAACAACCUGUGCGCGGAUGCCGCGAACGCGUCGGCCAACCAGAAUGGCCUCACCGUCGGCGCGUGCUCGACGCAGCUGACAGCUUGCAAUGCCGCGUAGUAGUAGAGUUAGGUGUUCUGCGUCAUCUCGUGUAGUUUUAUUCGUGUCGCUCCGCACUUCCGACAAUCAAACAGUCUGUGAAGGA